GCCGCUGACGCGCCGGCCGCCCUCAUCCUUCCGUCCACCUGGCCGCUCUCCGUCUUUGCGCAGCCUCUUUCUUUUAUGGACGCCUGCUGUAUUUCAUAAACGGCGUGCAGCCAGUUGGUGGUCCGGUGCUCUUGGAACACCGGUCCUGGUCCAACUCGACGGGCGCCGUUUCCCAAUUCUGUCCUCCGGGUGUGCUUCGGGUUUGCUCCCCCAUUGUCUAGCGGCAUCCACCGUUCAGAGAGGCUAAGCCAGUUAUCCCUACGCGGCAAUGGCCGCCAAUAUGCCGCAGAUGGCCGCGAACGGCCAGAUGCUGCUGCUGCAGCAACAGCAACAGCAACAGCAACAACAGCAGCAGCCAAACCAACAGCUACAAAAAAUAGUGUACAGUGCUCUGAUGCAGAGUGCGAGCAUGGCGCCCAUGAAUUCGUGGCAGCGCAGCGUCAGCAUUCAGGACAGAUUCCGGCAAGCCAUGAGUUUAGUGUCGAACACGUUGCUGGCAUUUCCCAGUCAGGGCGAGUGGAUGAAGUAUUGCCACGGGGCACUGGAGCUUGAGAAGAAGGCCUUUUUGCAGUCGCCCGAUAAGCAAUCCUAUGACCACGCCAUGCAGACGAGGACCCAGGAAAUGUUCAAGCGUCGGCAGUUGAACGUCCCCGACCUCCAGAACCAGCUCAGCAACGACGCUGCAAGGCAAGCCCAGCUGCAGGCGGCCCAACAGCGACAUCAGCAACAGCAGCAGCAGCAAAUGAUCAUGAACCAGAUGGCCGCGAGGGGCUUGGCACAGCCGCCUCACCCUGGAUUCCAGCCCAUGCAGAGCCCGAUGCAGGUUCCUGCGAUGGCCCAGCAGCCGCAACAACUGGGCAUGGGAAUGGCCCCACCGGGCAUGCUCCAGAACCGACCGGACCAGCGCCAGUUUCCGAUGCCGAUGGGACAAGUACGGCAAACGCCCUUCCCCAGCGAUUUUAGCCAGCUGAGUCCGCAGGACAAAGCGCGGGUUCACGAGCUGGCGGUGAAGUGGCUGAACUCGACGCCCGAGCACCAUAAAGCCACGCUCCGGCAAAUGAUGCAGCAGAAGAUGAGCCCGGCUCAGCUGGCCGAGUGCGCGGCUAACGGCCGGGACCUCGCCUUGGUCUGGUACCAGCAUUACGCGCACAACUUUUUGCAGGGCAAGGCGCCGCCGCCGCGAACCGUCAUGCAGCAGCGACCGGGCGUCCCGGCCGGCGCGAUGCCGCAGGGACCGCACCCCGGCGCCCAGAUGAAUCCCGCCCUCAUCAGCAGCUUGGCUCAGCAAGGAGUCGCGGCUGACGGCCAAAUGUUUGCUCCGAGCAUGGAGAGUAUCCGCAACGAUCAGCAGAUGGGCAUCCUUGCACAGCGUGCCGGGCAAAUGGUGGUGCCCGCCAGUACCGCUCCUGGCCGAAACGCAACGCCGGGUGUGAUGGCCGGGCUCCCCCAGCAGCCUGCGCCCGGCAGCCAACCGGGCCCAAACCAGACGCCGCGGCCGCCUCAGGUGCAACCGCCAUUCGGCAUGCCCCAGGUCAAGAUGGACCCUACGGCUGCCCAGGCCCAGGCGCAGCAAGGAGCGCGGCCGGUCCCCGGGCGGACGACGCUGAAUCCGCAAUUCAGUCAUCAAAAUAAUACUAGACCGCCGUCCGUCCAGGGCACCAUGUCCAAUCCAGCCAUGCCCGGAAUGACCCAAGGCCUCACUCCGGAAGCACGGGCCGCCAUGGGUGCGCUACCAGAGAACGGCACCACGAGGGAGUUGAUAACCGAGUGGCGGGAGCAGCAGCGUGCCGCGAAUAACGGCUUCCAGGCCGCGAAGCAGGGUCUCAUACCGGGAAUGGCCGGACAACUACCACCCGGGCUGGUGAACGCCGCGAACCGGGUUGCUGCCAUGGACGCAAAUCAGAAAGGCAACGGCGCGAUGCCCUCUGCCCCGCGCCCAGUGGCCCAGCCGCAAAUGGGUGUAAGCAGGGAUGAGGUUUGGGCCAUCUCCCAGACGCCGCAAGGUCGAGCGUCGCUCAACAGCAUGGACAUCCCCCCAGUGGUGUUGAACCGCUUGCGCCAGUACCUUAUCCCGGCUAAUAUUCAAAAAUGGGGUCAUCUCAGGCAGUUCCUCCAGAACAACCCCAAUGUGAUCCCCGCCGCGGUGCUUAACCAGCUGAACGGCUUUCAGAUGGCGCAGUUCAAGCAGUGGCUGGACAAGAAACGAGGUGUCACGGCGCCGAACGGCCCCGCUCCUCAGCAGCAACCGAACACGACGUUAUCGUUGCCUCCCGGGACCCAAUAUCCCCCGAGCGUCACCCAAGUCACCCCGCAGGAGAUAGCAGCUGUCCGUCAGAGGGAUCCAAGAUUCCAGGGCAUGCCUGACGAGGCGAUGAUGGAGAUGGCGAGGAGGGCGAAGCAAGACAACUUCGCCAGGAAAGCUUGGGAGGCAUACAAUCAAUCGCAACAACAACAACAACAGCAGCAACAACAACAGGGCAGUAAUGUCGCCGGUCUAGCGAUGCAACAAGCCUCCGCACCGGUUCCUCCGACUCCGACCACUCAGCAAGGGACAGCGACUUCGGUGCCGCAGCCGACCGCGCCGCAACCGAACGCGCCGCAACCGAACGCGCAGCAGGCCGCUCAGCCGAAGCCCAUUGGCGCCCCUGCCGUAGGCACGGCAGCUACUCCUGCGUCCGGACCACCCAAGAAUGCACGGCCCGCACCAAACCCUUCCCCUGCGACGGCGUCGAAGAAUCUGAAACGGCCGAAUCCCGACGAUGCGAGCGAGGCGCAGGGCCAGACAAGCAAUGCCGCACAGCAGCCUGCUUCUCAAUCCGAUGCCCGCCAGCCAGCCGGGCCUCCGAAGCCAACACCCCCGCAGCUCAUGAAGCUCACGCCGGAGCAAAUUUCGAAGCUCACGCCCGAGCAGAGGGCGAUGCUCAUGCGCGGCCAGGCGAGGCCCGUCGCCAACCCGGACGAGCUCAACCGGCUAAGGGCUCUCCACGCAGAAGCGCAGCAACUUGCGAAUCAGGAGGCGAUGAUGGAGGUCGAGAUCCGCAUGUCCCCGGCAGAGCUGCAGGAGACGCGUCUCAAGAUCGCCAAAGCAUACGAAAUGACCAAGCAGUUCGUUGCCCGCGGCUCAACCAUGAUGCCUGCCUGGUACCGCUUGACCAAGGACGACUCGCGGGCCAGGAUGUUCUUCAAGACUCGAUUGAAGGUGGCCCGGCAAUAUGCCGACCCUCCCCAGUACCAGCGUUUCCGCGAGAACCCGACGAUGACCAAGGACGAGCUGGACCAGUUCAUCAACAUGAUGGACAGCAUGCGGCAAGAUCUGGAACCGCUCAAGAAAGCAAGUCAGGAGGCGGCCGCCGCCGAAGGGCAGGCGGGAGCGCAGCGCCCUCCCCAGCCGGCCGCCCUGAGCGCCGCGAACCUGGAGAAGCAGACGCAGGCCCUGAAGCAGGCGCAGAACCAGACGGUCGCCAGGCAAGGACAGCCCCCAGCGGCGCCGACGACAGCCCAGCCGCCGUUCCCGUUCGGCGCUCAGAAGUCGCCGGCCGGCAACCCGGAAUACUACGGCGAGCAGCGCGUCAAGCAAACCGACCUGGUCAUCCCGCCCGCCCGGAAGAAGGUCAAGACGGGAGCCGCCCAGGCGUCCCCGCCCCAGGCGCAGCUGCAGGGCCCGGCGCCGUCGUUGCCGCAGGCCAAGGCGCCCUCUCCCGUGGUCUGCAGAAAAGCGGAGCCGCCCAAGCAGGCGCCCAAGCUCACGUGCCCGGAUUCCGGCUGCGAGAUGGGUUCGAUGGGCUUCCCAACGGAGGAGGCCCUCCACGCUCACCUGCAGGAGGAGCACGUCAAGCCCUUCGAGAACCCGGCCGGGUUCCUGCAGGAGCAGAUGGCCGCCGCCUUGGGCCUGGAUCCGCAGGGCAAUCUCCUGAAGACCUCCCCCAAACCGAGCGGCCAGGAAGGCUCGACGCCAGCGGCGCCGCCCAUGAGCGCCAGUCUCUCCAAGCAGGGCCAGACGCCCAGGGGCAAGCCGGAGAUGGGGGCCACUCCCAUGUCCCGCACGGUAUCCAUGCAACGGCAGGGCAGCGCGACGGGCGGCAAGGCGGGCGAGAACGCGGGCACGCCCGGCAGGAAUGCGGCCCUCAAGGCGCAAGGCACGCCGCGCCUCCCGGCAGGCAGGCAGGAGGCCGGCACUCCGCCGGUGCCCGGCGGUCCCGGUGCCGGCUCCACGGCCGACGACGGCUGGGCAGCGUCGACGGUCGACCCGCAGGACCUGUUCCAGACGCUCGGGCGGUCGCUGGAGUCGGUCACGGGCUCUUUCCUGCCCGAGUUCGGCACCUUCCGGUCGGCAACGCCCAACGACACGCCCGAGUCGAGCAAAGACAGCGGCGCGUCCGAGCCCAACAGCGACAUCCCCGAGGGCGCCUCGCUCGACAUCGACCUCGCCUGGCAGUCGUCGCUCGACAACGACCUGCUGUGGGACAUGGACAACAUCAACAUGGAGAACUUCGAGGCCAAGGACCUGGACGCCGACAUGUUUGCCAACGAUGCGCUCGUGUUCGCGCUCGGCGGCGGCAGCGACCUCGCUGGGGACCUCGCUGGCGGCGCCCUCGACGGCGGCGGCGCGGGCGCGGGCAAGGCAGCCUUCCGGAUGCAACAGGUGGCGGCCGGGGCGCCGGCGAUGUUCUCGAUGGAUGUGUCUUGAGAGCGUUCCGGGAAAUCUCUGGAAGGCAGCAUGGUGCGGUCGUCCUGUAUGGGUGUGCGCGUGCUGUCAGGGGAGGAGCGGGGGGUUCCAGUCUCUUUGCUCCUCGCGUGCCUGUCCGUGGCAACAUUGACAGC
Messenger RNA from Thermothielavioides terrestris NRRL 8126, 4821 nucleotides. RefSeq lists its product as uncharacterized. Bases 269 to 4687 code for a protein of 1472 amino acids. Lineage: Eukaryota; Fungi; Ascomycota; Sordariomycetes; Sordariales; Chaetomiaceae. The record is from RefSeq and is a predicted model, not a curated record. The transcript has 4 exons.